Messenger RNA from Mycena citricolor, 1247 nucleotides. NCBI's taxonomy places the organism in Eukaryota, Fungi, Basidiomycota, Agaricomycetes, Agaricales, Mycenaceae. The record is from the annotation of a GenBank genome assembly.
UAGGCCUCAAGACGACCGACCACCACCAUGAUCCGCUUUAUCCUCGUCCAAAACCGACAAGGCAAGACCCGGCUGUCGAAAUGGUACGGGAUGUACGAGGAUGAGGAGAAGGUCAGGCUGAGGGGUGAUGUGCACCGUCUCGUCUCGGGCAGAGAUCACCGCUACCAGUCGAAUUUCGCUGAGUUCCGGAAUCACAAGAUCGUGUACCGGCGCUACGCCGGGCUGUUCUUCUGCGUGUGUGUGGACUCGAACGACAACGAGCUGGCGUACCUGGAGGCGAUCCACUUCUUUGUCGAGGUCUUGGAUACAUUCUUCGACAACGUGACGGAGCUCGACCUUGUGUUCAACUUCUACAAGGUGUACGCGAUCCUCGACGAGGUGUUCCUAGCGGGCGAGAUCGAGGAGACGAGCAAGGAGGUUGUGUUGGAGCGGUUGGAGGUUCUGGAAAAGCUGGAAUAGAACAUUCAUACCGUACCCGACGACAUACUGUAUCCAGCACAUAUAUCGCUAAUUCUAGCAAUGUGGCACUUCAUCAGAGUGAGGAAGAUAAGGGCGAAGAACAAAGCCAUCAUCCAGAAGUACAUCGAGUUCCAGAUCGAACUGCCGACAUACGGCAAAAUGACAACUGCUUUGUCACAGCUUCCAACAAUUCAAUAGAGAAGGGUGGGGAGCAACCCUAUCAUCGAUCGCAGUGGUUGCGCAGGACCUCAGCUCGUUACCAGGGUCCAAAAGAAUAGAAUGCGCGCAUCGUGUUCGUUCGUCUACCUCACCGCUGAUGACCUGAUGAUGAAGCAAUGACCACCACGGGCGCCGUGGGCCAUCCGAGGACAUAGGAUCCUCCAUGUCCUCUGUGACCCUUCGAUGGUUUCGCGGCUACAGAGCUCCACUGAGCCUCGAUUACCCUGGAGACCGAGUUCCUCGGGGAGUCGGGCAGGCUGGGUUCUCAGGCGAUAAGCGUGAAGCUAUCGAAGCCUCGAAGUCAACCUGCAGAAGCCGACAAAUCGCUCGAUAAGAUAGUCUCACGGGCCCAGAAGAGGGUCGGAUGGAAGAGAACCUCGGGGUACCCCAGUCCAUUCCAUGGGGUCUUAUGAAUAGUUGCCGGUCUAGUCCCCUCGCAUACUAGCUUGGGGAGGCUCGGGCUGUAUCGCGAUGCAAUGCAUAUUCUCGGGCGUGAAAGCUUGCCAUCCAGAUGUAGAUCGCGCAGAUGUAGUUAGCGGCGCAGUGCAGAAACAGACUCUGAAUAUAUG